Molecule: messenger RNA, 1623 nt
Organism: Medioppia subpectinata
Lineage: Eukaryota; Metazoa; Arthropoda; Arachnida; Sarcoptiformes; Oppiidae
Source: the annotation of a GenBank genome assembly
AUGGUGGUGGGUGGUGUAUUGGGUGGCCUGGCGUUUGCUAUUUGCGGUUUUUACCAUCACCCUAUAGUCACUGGCGAUACUAAACGCUAUGAAGGUUACUUGCCUUAUAAAAAGGAGUUAGAUGUGCACACAGGGGGCGAAUAUGAGUUGUUAUUACUUGACGAUGGUGAUAAAAGUGCCGCUCACGAGGCAAUUAAGGGUAUGGAUCUUCGUCAAGGAGGAGCCUAUGUGUCCAUUGUUUAUACGGACGACACUGGUAAAUUAGUUGGCGUAACGCACAAUGUUGUCUCGCCGAACACGCUGCAAUACAACAUAAUAGUGGACAUCGGGUGCGGAACUGGAUAUUUGUGCGAACUGUUGGCUCAAUCGGUGAAACACAAGCGUAUUAUUGAGCACAUUCUUAGUAUAGAUAUUGAUCCACAGAUGAUAUCGUACGCCAAUACUAACCACAAAAGUGUCCAAUCAAUCAACUAUUGGCUGCAAGACAUGAGUCAACCCUGGGAUGAGUUAAGUCCGGAGAUACGGGCCCUCGUGUCCAGUGUAUCGCUAAUUGUGUCAAACAUUGCCAUACAAUGGUUUGCCGAUAAGCGUCGGUUCAUGGAUGUUGUGAACAAACUAUUGGCCCCAAAGGGCCACUUUGUUGCCAACUAUGUACUAACACCUGAUAUAAUGGCCCGGGUGUCCGACGACCAGCACAAACAAUAUGACCUCCACUACGAGAUACCGACAAUGGAUGAGCAAAUAAACAUGAUGAAAUUAGCAUGCAUUGACGCCGGGGUAUUUGUUGAAAAAUUGUAUUCAACGAGAAACUUUGACUUUUUCACUAAGCAAGGUAUCGGCGGUCCCAGGCCUUGGCCCGGCGUGGGUAACCUCUGGGAGAUGUAUUUCACCUCGAUGCCCGACUUGGAGUUGAAACGUUACAAAAAAUACGGCAAACUAUACGGUGUAUUUGAAGGCAAUAAACCGAUACUGAGAAUCGGCGACCCGGAGCUCGUCAAACAGAUUAUGGUAAAAGACUUUCACGUGUUUCAAACCCGGCGCCCGGACUCUAACGCUACUCACCCGGUUAGGGAUCUAGUUAUACCUCAGUCCCAAGGUGAAUCGUGGCGGCGCAUGCGCAAUACGGCGACGAUCAGUUUCUCGACGGCCAAACUGCGCCGAACAGCAACCGUAAUAAACCGAUCGGUGGACGGCUUUAUGGCCGCACUCCGUGACAAAUCAUUGCCCAACCGCGUGGUGGACAUGAAGUACUGGUACGCGACGUACGCUAUGGACGUCACAGCCAACUGUAUAAUCGGCGCCACCACUCGGGCCUACACCGACCCCAACGACCCUAUUGUAGUGAACGCGCGCAACACGUUUAAGCCCACGUAUUGGCACUAUUUAGCUUCAAUGCUGUUUUCCAAUUGGUUGUUGAAUGUACUGAAUAUACACUCCGAGCGAAAUGAUAAGUCGAUUAACUUUUUCUGUCAAUUCACGCGAGAAUUGGUCCGUUUGAAGGAAAAGGAGGAAAGAGAGGGCUCGUCAAUGGGCGGCGAGUUUAUCGACUUUAUUAGUGCGCUUCGGAGACGCAAUCGUGUGGACAGACGUCUGGACGCGAGUAAUAGUAGUGAAGGUACAUAA